CAGAGGUUGGGUUUCUUACCUGCUCGGCAGAGGACGCGGUCUCCGGCUUGUCCCGCCUCCAGCUGAUGGCGGAGUCCGGAAAAGACUGACUGGAGAAUGGGCGUGCUUGCACGAUCGCCUCACCGAGGACGGACUUCUCGUCCCGCCCCUUCUCCUGCUUGCUUAAAUCCGUUGGGCUGCCCUCCUGUCCGUCAGAAGCGGGUGUCACCAACAACAAACGUGCGACCAACUCUUCGCCUAGUGAAUCUGUAAGCCGCGAGAGUGCUUUGAAGUAGCUUUAGGUGGAAGAUGUCAGAAAGUAACUCGGCAGAGGGUAGCGACAGAAGCGAGGAGCAGGUGUCUGGUGCUAAAGUCAUCGCCCAGGCCCUAAAAACGCAAGAUGUGGAGUACAUGUUCGGUGUCGUAGGCAUCCCCGUGACCGAAAUCGCCCUUGCUGCCCAGGAACUGGGCAUCAAGUACAUUGGGAUGAGGAAUGAGCAAGCGGCUUGUUACGCUGCCUCUGCAGUUGGAUACCUAACGGGCAGGCCAGGAGUAUGCCUCGUUGUUUCUGGUCCUGGCCUCAUCCACGCCUUGGGCGGCAUGGCGAAUGCAAACAUGAACUGUUGGCCCUUGAUUGUGAUUGGUGGUUCUUCUGAAAGGAAUCAAGAAGCAAUGGGAGCCUUCCAGGAGUUUCCUCAGGUUGAAGCUUGCAGAUUAUAUUCCAAGUUCUCUGCCCGGCCAAGCAGCAUUCAGCACAUUCCUUUUGUUAUUGAAAAGGCAGUGAGGAGCAGUAUCUAUGGUCGCCCGGGAGCUUGUUACAUUGACGUUCCUGCAGAUCUUGUGACCCUCCAGGAGAGCGCGACUUCUAUAAAGUACAAGGAGUGCUGCAUGCCACCUCCACUUAGCCUGGCAGAAACCUCUGCUGUGUGUGCGGCAGCCUCUGUUCUUAGGAGCGCCAAGCAGCCCCUGCUCAUCAUCGGGAAAGGCGCUGCUUAUUCCCAUGCAGAGGACAGCAUCCGGAAACUGGUGGAGCUGUGCAAUCUGCCAUUUUUACCUACUCCCAUGGGGAAGGGUGUCGUCCCUGACAACCACCCAAACUGUGUGGGUGCGGCCAGAUCCAGGGCUUUGCAGUUUGCUGAUGUGAUUGUGUUGUUUGGUGCAAGACUCAACUGGAUAUUACAUUUUGGACUGCCGCCAAGGUACCAGGCCGACGUGAAGUUUAUUCAGAUUGAUAUCUGUGCAGAAGAACUGGGGAAUAAUGUAAGGCCUUCGGUGACUUUGCUAGGAGAUGUAAAUGCUGUUUCUAAACAGCUUUUAGAACAAUUUGUUAAAAAUCCAUGGCAGUACCCCACAGACAGCAAAUGGUGGCAGACUCUGAGGGAGAAAAGGAAGAACAAUGAAGCCGUAUCCAAGGAAUUAGCUUCCAAAAAAUCCCUCCCUAUGAAUUAUUACACAGUGUUCUACCACGUUCAAGAACAGUUGCCCAGGAACUGUUUCAUAGUGAGCGAGGGAGCAAACACCAUGGACAUUGGACGGACUGUGCUUCAGAACUACCUUCCUCGUCACCGGCUGGAUGCCGGUUCCUUUGGAACAAUGGGAGUUGGUUUGGGAUUUGCCAUUGCAGCUGCUGUGGUGGCUAAGGAGAGAAGCCCUGGGCAGCGGGUCAUCGGUGUGGAAGGAGACAGUGCCUUUGGCUUUUCCGGCAUGGAAGUGGAAACCAUCUGCAGGUACAACUUGCCAAUCAUAAUCUUGGUAGUGAACAAUAAUGGAAUUUACCAAGGUUUUGAUGCUGACACCUGGGGGAAAAUGUUAAAUUUUGAAGGAACUGCUACAACAAUCCCUCCAAUGUGUCUGCUUCCAAACGCACACUACGAGCAGGUCAUGACUGCGUUUGGAGGCAGAGGGUAUUUCGUACAAACGCCAGAGGAGCUCCAAGACUCGCUGCGGCAGGCUCUGAAAGACACAAGUAAACCGUGUCUUAUCAACAUCAUGAUCGAACCGCAGAGCACGCGGAAGGCCCAGGAUUUUCACUGGCUCACCCGUUCCAACAUAUGAAUAAACUACUUGGCGUUUUUUGAGGCAUUUUCUCUUUCCUACAAGGUAGAAUUUCCUUUUCAUAGCAAAAUUACCACGAUGCUAACAUUGUAUUGAAAAAUACACUUUAAAUUGUCUUUUACAGUAAAGAAAUUGAUUAAAGCUGUCAUUAUUUGUUA
This is a messenger RNA of Rattus rattus (black rat), 2192 nucleotides long. It is a transcript of the gene Hacl1, whose product is annotated as 2-hydroxyacyl-CoA lyase 1. The transcript is spliced from 17 exons. Gene Ontology annotation, cellular component: peroxisome. The record is from RefSeq and is a predicted model, not a curated record. Gene Ontology annotation, biological process: fatty acid alpha-oxidation. Bases 289 to 2034 code for a protein of 581 amino acids. Gene Ontology annotation, molecular function: thiamine pyrophosphate binding; magnesium ion binding; catalytic activity. NCBI's taxonomy places the organism in Eukaryota, Metazoa, Chordata, Mammalia, Rodentia, Muridae.